This is a messenger RNA of Trifolium pratense (red clover), 1530 nucleotides long. RefSeq names its product homeobox-leucine zipper protein ATHB-22-like. Gene Ontology annotation, molecular function: DNA-binding transcription factor activity, RNA polymerase II-specific; sequence-specific DNA binding. Gene Ontology annotation, biological process: positive regulation of DNA-templated transcription. Gene Ontology annotation, cellular component: nucleus. The transcript has 3 exons. Bases 92 to 778 code for a protein of 228 amino acids. The record is from RefSeq and is a predicted model, not a curated record. NCBI's taxonomy places the organism in Eukaryota, Viridiplantae, Streptophyta, Magnoliopsida, Fabales, Fabaceae.
GGUCCAUGCAUCCUAACUAGUGAAGCCCAUAAAUAAAAGAAACACAUUUUGGGUAUAGAAUUGAAGUGAAAGAACAAAGUGAAAGCCUAAAAUGGAUUGGAACAUUGAGAGCACAAGACCCUUUGUUCCUCAUGCAGAAUCUUCCUUAAGCUUCUUCUACAACUAUAACAACACCCCUUAUUCAGGAAUGGAUGUGAGUCAAGCAGCAAUGGGUGAGACACAACAAAGGUUGCUUCCAGCAAUGGAUGAAAUGAACAUCAAUGGAAAUAAUUACAAAGAGAAGAAAAAGAGAUUAACAAGUAAUCAAAUUGAUUUACUUGAGAGAAGUUUCCAAGAGGAAAUAAAGUUAGAUCCUGAAAGGAAGAUAAAGCUUUCAAGAGAGCUAGGGCUUCAACCUCGCCAAAUCGCUGUUUGGUUCCAAAAUAGGCGUACAAGGUGGAAAGCUAAGCACCUUGAACACUUGUAUGAUGUGCUUAAACAAGAAUUUGAUGUUGUCUCUAAGGAAAAGCAGAAACUUCAAGAAGAGGUUAUGAAGUUGAAGGGAAAGCUAAAAGAACAAAGUAAUUUUAGGACACAGCAAACAUUUGUUGAAGAAACAGUAGAAAGCACAUCAAAAGGACUAAGAUGUUCUAACAAACCACAAGGAGGAACUGCAGAGAAUUACACCAACAACAACAAUGUCAAUAGUACUUGUUUCACUGUUGAAGAUUUUAAUAACCCUGUUUCAAUGCCUCCUCAACAAUGUCACUGGCCUGUGUUACCUAAUUAUUAUCCCUAAUCUACAUUACAAGUCAAAGUAAUUUUAAUUGAAUUACUCUAUGAUCUAGUAGUUUGAAGUUUGAACUUAACUUUAAUUUUAGUGUACUAGUAGUAGUUAGGUAUUAAUGGUUUUAUCAGAACUGACGUUAGGAUCCAUUCAGAAUACUAGUAGUUAUGAGUUAUGACUCAUAAUGCAGUGAUUCAGGGAAGCUGUAGGGUAAAACUUAUGUAUUAGUAGUAGUUUCCAAUCAAAACUGAUUCAUGGACACUCACUUUUUCUUUUUCAUGCAUGUGACACCUGGUUAAUCAUGUGCAAAAGUAAGAUUAAUUCAGUUGAGCAGAUAAUUUUUAACUAUCUGCUCAACUGAAUUAACCAUAUAUUUUAAAGUGAUUAGUAAGAUGUCGCGUGAGUGUAUAAAAGAUAGGUGUCUAUGUCUCAUUACUGGUUUGCAAUCUUUUUAAGUUAAAGUUUUACUACGUACUUUGCUUUUUGGUAGGAAGAAAAGGACAGUUGCACACUGUUUUUUUAACAGUACUUUUCAUUUACAUUUUCACGACGUUGUUUCAGAGUAAGAGACAGAGAGCUCAUGAACUAAUGAUGAUGAUGAUGACAGUGAGCUCAUAUGUUGGAUUUUUCUUUCUUGUUUUAUUCAAAAAGAGGGGUCUGAAAAAACUAUGUAAAAUGUGACCAAAAUAGUGUGCAAAUAGUGGUUUUAAAUUUUAUAUUGAUGUGUUAGCCGUUGUUUUGUAUGAAUUUUCAUUUUGUGACCA